Mesorhabditis spiculigera is the source of this 321-nucleotide messenger RNA. NCBI's taxonomy places the organism in Eukaryota, Metazoa, Nematoda, Chromadorea, Rhabditida, Rhabditidae. The record is from the annotation of a GenBank genome assembly.
AUGUUCCGCUGCUCCCUAUUUUUGUGUGCCAUAUUGCUGCUAGCGGCUGCUCAAAAUGAUACCAGUAUUGCCGAGGAAGUAACGAUAGCCGAACCCUCGGCCGAUGAGGGGAUCAACCCAUUAAUACUGUCGAUGGGCAUCAAUCAAGACCAGGAGUGCGGCGCAAAUGAAUAUUUCGCGAGUUGCGGGAAUGCGUGUGAACCGCAAUGUGGCGAUGAUGAAAAGGGUUGUGCCGAAGAAUGCCAACUAGGGGCUUGCCACUGUGAGACCGGCUAUUAUCGCUCUUCCUUCGGACGAUGUGUACUCCCAUAUUUGUGUGAA